This is a messenger RNA of Rotaria sp. Silwood2, 1263 nucleotides long. The record is from the annotation of a GenBank genome assembly. Lineage: Eukaryota; Metazoa; Rotifera; Eurotatoria; Philodinida; Philodinidae.
AUGCGAUCGCAAGAAGGAGCAAUCUUUUUUAUUAUUAAUAUUAUUGGAAAUUUUGGAACUGUCUUUCUUGAUAAUGGAUAUUAUAAUAAGGCGAUUGCUGCUUCACCUGUUUCUGCUCUGCCUGGCUACAUUCUUGGUGGGAUCUCAUGGUUUGCUGUUCCAUUUCUUGCUGCAACCACUAUGGGGUUGGCUGCUGUUGCACUGGAAAGCAAUCCAGCAUUUCCUAGUUAUCCAAAUCGAUUGAAUCCAGCAGAUGUGAGCGCCGGUUUGACUUUACCAGCCGCUGCUGUAGCUCUACUUGGAAAAGCUGGAGCGAUAGCUACUUUAAUCAUGGUUUUUAUGGCUGUCACAAGUGCUAUGUCUGCUCAAUUGAUUGCUGUAAGUUCGAUUAUCACCUAUGAUAUUUACAAAACCUAUUUCAAUAAAGAAGCUAUUGGCAAAAGACUUAUCUAUAUCUCACAUGUUUCGGUCAUCAUUUUCGGUCUUAUUAUGAGUGCUUGGUCAACUGGAUUAUAUUAUAUAAAUAUAAGUAUGGGUUAUUUAUAUUUAUUAAUGGGAAUAAUCAUUUCGAGUGCCGUCAUUCCUGGUGCUUUAACAUUACUAUGGAAUCGGCAAAGCAAAUGGGCAGCCUGUCUUUCGCCACCAUUAGGCCUUGCUUGUUCACUCACUGCAUGGUUAGUCACAACUAAAACUAAAUACGGUACAAUUACUGUUGAAACAAGCGGAUCAAAUAUUCCAAUGCUUGUUGGAAAUGUUGUUGCUUUGUGUAGUCCUAUUGUAUUCGUACCGAUUCUUUCAUUAAUUGCUCGUGAUAAAGUACCAUAUGAUUUCAAUUCAAUGAAAGAAAUAAAACGAGAUAAUGAAGAUUCACCCAACAUUCCUCAAUUGACUGAAGAAGAAAUCGAACGCGAAGUAAAUUUAUUAACAAGAAAUUUGAAUAUUGCACGAGUUACAGCCAUUAUUCUUACCUUAGCUUUCAUUAUACUUUGGCCAUGGCCUAUGUAUGGAACAUCUUAUAUUUUUAGCAAACGAUUUUUUACUGGUUGGGUUGUUGUGGGAAUCAUUUGGAUAUUUAUAUCAUUUUUCAUCGUUGGCAUUUUUCCCCUUUUCGAAGGUCGUCAUUCGAUUGUCUCUGUUAUUAAAAAGAUGUUUAAAGAUUUGAUGACUUGUGGAAAAGACAAAAGUGAAGAGAAACAGACAAAGGAUCCAACAAUAGAAAAAAGUGAAAAUUCUACGAAGGAGUAUCCAGUAAUAUAUCUCUAA